AGGAGUUCGAAAUAGACACUUCCGGCACGAUCAGACGCACAGAACGUCGAGACUGAGAGAAUCUACCUAGCUCGAGAGAAAACGCCCGACCGAAAGACCUGCAAACAUGUCUACGACCGUCGCAAAGAUCAGCGCCAUCCAGGAUGAGAUGGCCAAGACCCAAAAGAACAAGGCCACGUCGUACCAUUUGGGUCAACUGAAAGCGAAGCUCGCCAAGCUCCGAAGAGAGCUGAUCGAGCCCAAGUCGAGCGGGGGUGGACCCGGUAUCGGUUUCGAUGUCGCCAAGACCGGUGUGGCGAGUGUCGGUUUCGUUGGGUUCCCUUCAGUGGGAAAGAGUACUUUGAUGUCCAAGUUGACUGGAACAGAGAGUGAAGCUGCAGCAUACGAGUUCACAACGCUGACGACCGUACCAGGAAGUCUGAAGAUGAACGGAGCUGCCAUUCAGAUUCUCGAUCUUCCCGGAAUUAUCGAGGGAGCCAAGGACGGAAAAGGUCGAGGUCGACAGGUCAUUGCCGUCGCAAGGACGUGUAACUUGAUCUUCAUCGUGCUCGACGUCUUGAAGCCCCUGAACGAUCUGAAGGUCUUGACAAACGAAUUGGAGGGUGUCGGGAUCAGGUUGAACAAGAAACCUCCCAACAUCACCAUCAAGCAGCGAGAACGAGGAGGGCUUUCGGUCACCCACACCGUACCUCUUACCAAUAUCGAUCAGGACGAGAUCCGAGCCGUCUGUUCGGAAUACCGAUUAAACAGCGCUACCAUCUCCAUCCACGAGCCCGAUUGCACGAUUGACCAGGUCUUGGACGUACUGGAAGGAAACCGUGUCUACAUUCCUGCUGUCUUCGUCUUGAACAAGAUUGAUGCCAUCUCUAUCGAGGAGCUCGACCUCUUGUAUAAGAUUCCUCACUCGGUACCUAUCAGUUCGAAGCAAUGGUUGAACAUUGAUGAGCUGUUGGAGGUCAUGUGGGACAAGCUGGCCUUGGUCCGAGUCUACACGAAGCCCAAGGGCAAAGCACCGGACUACACCGAGCCGGUCGUCUUGCGAACAGGGAAAUCGACAGUCGGACACUUUGCCGAGUAAGCCGAUCCUGCUUCGAAAGGAAUCGACCACAUGUUUACACGUAAUUCUCGCCCUCGUACGCAGUGCUAUCCACUCGACUAUCAGGGAAGACUUCAAGCAUGCUCAAGUCUGGGGAGUGAGUCGAUCGCGGAGUUGUCGUGACGAACUGAAUCCGCUCGUGUGCUGAUCAUCUACACCAAAUACCAGACUUCCGUACGUCAUCCUGGGCA
Messenger RNA from Filobasidium floriforme, 1287 nucleotides. RefSeq names its product GTP-binding protein. Lineage: Eukaryota; Fungi; Basidiomycota; Tremellomycetes; Filobasidiales; Filobasidiaceae. Gene Ontology annotation, biological process: cytoplasmic translation. Gene Ontology annotation, cellular component: cytoplasm. The record is from RefSeq and is a predicted model, not a curated record. Gene Ontology annotation, molecular function: GTPase activity; GTP binding. The transcript has 9 exons. Bases 107 to 1078 code for a protein of 323 amino acids.